This is a messenger RNA of Pocillopora meandrina, 3170 nucleotides long. The record is from the annotation of a GenBank genome assembly. NCBI's taxonomy places the organism in Eukaryota, Metazoa, Cnidaria, Anthozoa, Scleractinia, Pocilloporidae.
AUGAAGAUGUCUCAAGUGUUCGUGGAUUUACCUCAAGGUUGUUUCAUGUCUUUCUCUCGAUUGUUGAGGAGUAUUUUCAACUCGUAUUGAAUUUUAACCUCUUUCUUUUUGUUGGUUGAUCGCUAGGUUUUAACUCUGCGGUGGAGGCACUUAAUUCUGUACCACAAGACAUCCUUGUUGAAAUGGUAUAUGAAUCGUAACCUUAUAAUUACUUGCAAAUAUUGCAGAACGAUGCCAGUAUCACAUGUUUGAGCUCCACUGUGAUUUAUUUUUAUGUGCUCUUUUGUGUUGUAGUGCCAGGAUGUAGCAGCAUUUCUUCAGUACAGAGUUGCACUUCUUCCUGAGGAACAUUAUCAAAAGGUACUGAAGAUUUUUGCACAACUUAAGUUUAUCAUGAAUCAAAGGAUAGAUUACUUGUAACAUUUAUCAAGUGAAGCAGAUCUUUCAGUGCUGUGUAAUAGCCAGGACCCCAUUAAAUAAGAAUCUUUGCGAGAGACAUAAUGCAUUUGUCAAAUGACGUAAGAAAAGGACUAAACACAGACCAAACGCGUGGAAAUUGGUCAUUAAUUAGUUAAACCACCCGAAACCAAUUGACAGGUUACCAGUGAAACAUACUGCACAACAGAUAGUCAGCUUUUCAUUACUACUCUCUCCAAUGUUUAGAUCGGAUCCUAUGGUCAUUUUUUGUUCUUAGCUUCUUACUGGUUGUUCCUAGUUGUCUAUGGUAACUGAUUUCCAGGACACCUUUCUUUCUCAGUCUUUCUCAGCAGAAUGUCCUCAAUAGGGACACAAGCACUAUGGGUAAUUCUCUUUCGCAAGGACAGGCUCUUAUUGUAAUGAAAGGUUACAUAAAUGUAAACAUGCAUGUGCAACAAGAUCUUGCUUAGGAUCCUGAAUAUACAGCACACAAUUCUUACUAAUGGUUGAACUGAACCACUUCUUUUUGUUUUGUUUUUUUUGUCAUCAUUCUUUGAGGAUAUGUCAUUUAUCUUUUUUCCACUGAUGACAAAUUUUCAGGGCCUCCAAAGGAAUUUUAGUUUUGUUGAUUUUCACCUUAUCACAGCAAUGUUGUUGUUUUUUUUUAUUUAAAAAGAGUGAUCAAUGUCCAAGAAAUUUACUUGUACCUGUUAUGGAUUUUGUUCUUGAAGUGUCUUAAGGAUGCUGGAAUAUCAUAUGAUGCCAAGCUGUUACUCAAUGCCAUUAGCUACAUAUUCAGGUAAAUGCUUAUUUCUAAUAGUUAGCACACUUUCUAAAAUAUUCUAGCUGUAAGUAAAAUAUUAUUCUGCACUUAAGCCAGGUGGUCUAUUUACUUAUCACAGUUUCCACUGCAUGAAGUAGCUAGGAGUGUUACCCCUCCCCCCUGGAUAGGAUACCAGUCUAUUGCAAGUUAAACCCCAGGAUUUCAUCAGGCUUCCCUGAUAGUUUGCUAGUAUCUGUGUAUCUCCUUGGUGGAGAGAAGCAUUGUGAAAUUGGAAUCUUGCCCAAGAACACACAACACAGUGACCUGUUCAGGGCUUGAACCAGGACUUGUCAACCUGUAGUUGGGGCGUUAACUGCUAGGCAGUUGAGUCCCCCAUAAUUUACCACUUUACAAAUUGCAGAUAAGAUUCAAUCUGUUGUUAUUUUUCAACAGGUCAGCUGCUAAGGCCAAGUUACCUUCUGAGAAACUAAUUGCAGAACUGAAAUCAUCUUUAUGCUGGAAGGAGAAUACUCUUUCAGUUCUUAAACAUGUUUGGAAUGAACAGGUAAUAUGCUGCUUUUCUUAAGUUUCUCUGAGCAUUUCUUUAGUUAUCUAGUUCAGUGGAAUAUUAAUAUUUUUGGAUUGUUUUAAAGUUUGUGCAGACUUUUGUAAGUGUUUGUUUUUGAGUCAGUUAGUCAUGUUAAUGUAAGAAUAUUAUUGUCAUGUAAAGUUCAAGGUGAACUGUCACAAAAACUGGAAGACAUCAUUAGUUUCUUAUGAAAUGCAAUAGGCGUUUUGUUGCCAGUUGAGAUCUUUCUAAGGUUGCUGAAUUUCGAUAAAUUAUUUUGGCCAAAACAUUUCUUUAACAUUAUCUAUGGUGAAUUUUUGAUUUUAGAGCCCACCCUUGGCAACUGCUUUUCCAUUACAGCUAAAUGAUUUAAUAGUCUUGAGUCUGGAAACUGAAAAUAAUGAUUCAUUUGAAUUUGAUUUUAAUUUUGAAUCUCAGUUUACAUGUGUUCAAACUCCUGUCUGCAAUCUCUCUUUCAGGGAAAGAUUUUAAGCAGCUCAGACUUAACACAAACCCUGAAUGUUGGGCAGGUAUCAAAAAAAUGGUGUCAAAGUAAUUGAUUUAGAUAAAUACACUUGAAAGCUAUUUUGAGAGAUCAGCACAGUACAAUGCAAGUACUGCUAAAUUUCUUUCUUUUCAAGAAUGCUACUGACAGUAAUUUUAGGUUCAAGGUGUAAUCAGUGAUUUUUAGUUGGGUGCCAUAGAGAGACGGGGGAAAUAAGGUCAGAAAUGUAGGAAAUAUUUGUUCAGGAAGUUGCAUGUCUUCUCAUCAAAACCUGGCAAUGCCUCUCCUUCCUUUUUUUGAAACCUAAUGCUCACAAUUUUCUUUUGACACAAUUCAUGAAACAUUACUUUAGUGAUGAAAAAGAUAACUGUUUGGUGUCACAGAAUGCCAAUCGUUGGGUUUCUUAAGACUUUGAAAGUUGUAUGCAAUUAUUGAUUCAACCAAUAUACAUAUGAUACUUAGUGUUUGCUUUUUUUUUUUGGUUCUCUCAAUGUUGAAUGUAAUUAAUGAUACAAUAUAAUUGAUCUCUCUAGUUACUUGAAAUGAAAUGGAAACUUUCUGUUGGAGUGAGUUCUAGCUCUUGUCGCAGUCUGAAUUCUCCCUACAUCACAGCUUUAGUAACAGUGACAGACCCCUCUGGGACGAUCACUUCAAAGUCCUUUGAAAUGACCAUUGGCGAAUUUAAGGUGAGUUUCUGCAAAAGUGAGAAGUCUCAAAUGUCCCCUUCCCUGAGCUUAACUUGAUGAAAAUACAAUGUAUGCAACUCCUACAGCAAUUUUGGUAUCAGUCGUAUCACGGACGGUUUUUCUAAAAACAGUGGUCUGAUUUAUAAACAAGCAACAAUUCUUCUUUUUUUUUCCUGCCAGAAAUUUGCCAGUCAAAUGAGGGAGAUUGCAUCAGUUCUGGAGACGGUCUAA